AUGAGUUACGCAUCUAUCACAGCACAACACACUUUACCUCCAGAUCAACAACCUAAACCAGAUCCAAGUUUAUUAGAAGGUCCUACCAACGAUUUAGCAAGUCAACAUGCACAUCAAACUUCACUUCCAGAUGUGAAUCAUAAACUGAAUGUUGUACCGAAUGAUUGGUCAGGAAAAACUCAAUUUGAAGAAGAUCUAAACCGAUCAAGAGAAGAAAAAGACACCAAUAAUUCAUCUGAAUCAUCAUCCGAUCUAGGCACCACACCUACCAAGAAAUCCAUCAAUCAUCAACAAAACAAAUCCAAAAGACCAGCCGAUCGACUUGAUAAAGUAACUAAAAAAGCUCGUAGAGAAAUCCAUUCACCUCAAAACCAAUUCGGCUUAUUAUCAGUUUUGAACGUAGGUGUUUUGGCAGGUGUGGGAUGGAUGGUGUUUAUGAAUUGGGAUCGUAAGAGAUGGGAUAGAAGGAUUGUGAGUGCUACGGUGAUUGGAUUAGGUGCUUUGUUUGGUAGUCAAGGAUAUUUGGGUGGAUUGUUGUAUAGUCAAAAGAAACGUGCUUCUUCUUGA
Melampsora larici-populina 98AG31 is the source of this 567-nucleotide messenger RNA. RefSeq lists its product as uncharacterized. NCBI's taxonomy places the organism in Eukaryota, Fungi, Basidiomycota, Pucciniomycetes, Pucciniales, Melampsoraceae. The transcript is spliced from 4 exons. The coding region runs from base 1 to 567 and encodes 188 amino acids. The record is from RefSeq and is a predicted model, not a curated record.